Messenger RNA from Drosophila montana, 1503 nucleotides. Its product is annotated as GATA zinc finger domain-containing protein 14-like. NCBI's taxonomy places the organism in Eukaryota, Metazoa, Arthropoda, Insecta, Diptera, Drosophilidae. Bases 102 to 1400 code for a protein of 432 amino acids. The transcript has 2 exons. The record is from RefSeq and is a predicted model, not a curated record.
ACAGACGAAUAUAGAGCGAUCGCACAAAUGUAAACAUAACAGACCAACCAAAAGUGACGUGUUUCGUUUAAAUUUGGUUCGUCAAAAAACUACCAACUAUAAUGAGCAAACAAUUUGAAGAUCACUAUGGGACCCUUGGAAUCGAUCAAAAGGCAACAAAUGAACAAAUUAGAACUUCUUAUAUUAGGCUUGUGAGGAUAUGGCAUCCAGACAAGAACCCGAGGCAAGGUGCCAAGGGACUCGAAUUUUGUAAGGCAUUAAAUAGAGCAUACGGAGUACUUUCAGAUCCUGUGCUGCGCAGAGACUAUGAUCGUAUCUAUAAUGUCCAUAGAAAUCAAAAGGAGUGUCAAGAAAGCCAGUCACAAGGUCAAGGGAACAACAGCAGCCAUCAUCAACAGGAAAAUGCGAAAUCUAGCAAUGAUCGUGGAUAUAAACAGGACAAUCAAAAUCAAAAAAAGAACCAGGAUCAAUAUAAUAAAAGAAGUUCCCACCAAGAGAACGCAAAAUCUAACAAUGAUCGUGGGUAUCAGCGGAACAAUCAAAAUCAAAAAAAGAACCAGGAUCAAGAGAAUAAAAAAAGGUACCACCAAGAGAACGCAAAAUCGAACAAUGAUCGUGGAUAUAAACCGAACAAUGAAUAUCAGAAGAAUACCGGCAAUCAAGAAUAUAAAAAAUAUGAUCAACAUAGCCAUCAAGAUCGAAACAACUACGAAAAUCAAAGAGGCUACCAAAAUCAAAAUAAUGACUACAGUCGUUGGCACGAGCAUCGGAACAACCAAGAUUGGAGUAACCGCAGUUCUCACUACAGCUCCCAAUAUGAAAACUUUGAAAGAAAUCGAAGCGGUCCAGACAACGCCAACUUAUAUGAAAUUCUCGGUUUAAAAACGAAUGCUAAAAAGCAGGAUAUUGAAAGUGCAUUUCGCAAAUUGGCAAUGCAAUACGGCAAUAGUGAAAACUCUGCGGUCAAGCGACAAUUCCAAAAAAUUCUUGGGGCCUAUUUAGUUUUAAGUGAUCCAGUCUUGCGUGCCAACUAUGAUAGGGAAAACCACAAUAACAGUGAAAGGAGAAGUAACUAUGGAACAUUUACAUUUUUUAGCAACGAGCAUUUUGAUGAAUGGCGGUCAUCAUUUUUUAAUAACCCAGGUAUUUGGAAAGCUAUCUGUCUUGUUUGCAUAGGUGGCGGAUACGUAUUAAUCAUUGUUUGCAAAUGGACGGUUAUUAUACUAUAUCAUUUAGCAAAGUAUAUCAUUAAAAUUUUGCCACCUCUGCUGCUGCUACUAGGGAAACUAAUUUGUAUUAUUGUUCCCCCAUUGUUCAAGGGGUCAAUAUUUUUGCUUAAAGGCUUAGCAAUAAGUAUUGGCUGGAGCUUCAAAAUGUUAUUGAGGUGUGUGAUUGGAUAAAGUAAGAAUAACAUUUUAAAAUCGAAAGAUCGUCAAAUUUGUAAGCCUAAAAUAACAGGAAGUUGUCUUAUUGUAUUGUCUCAUUGUAAUCAAAAAAAAAAAU